Vicia villosa (hairy vetch) is the source of this 1655-nucleotide messenger RNA. Its product is annotated as protein ECERIFERUM 2-like. Lineage: Eukaryota; Viridiplantae; Streptophyta; Magnoliopsida; Fabales; Fabaceae. The record is from RefSeq and is a predicted model, not a curated record. The transcript is spliced from 2 exons. Gene Ontology annotation, molecular function: acyltransferase activity, transferring groups other than amino-acyl groups. The coding region runs from base 91 to 1395 and encodes 434 amino acids.
UCUCAAGUCAUACAACCAACCUACUAUUCUCAUCUGGCUUAAACUUACAUUCUCUCUCUCUACCAAUUAUUAAGUCAAUUAUCUUUCAAAAUGUCUCCACUACCAAAUUUGGAUACUUCCAGAAUUUCAACGGUGGUUCCUGCAACUCCGCGAGGUGAAGAAAAAAGUGAGUAUAACCUAAACUACAUGGACUUGUUAAUGAAACUCCACUAUAUUCGAUCCAUUCAUUUAUUCGAUUCUGAAGCGGUUCAAGAUCUCUCAUUUUCCGAUUUUAAACCGCCUAUGUUUCCUUUGCUGGAUUCAUGCUCGCAUGUUGCGGGUCGGGUUAGAAUAUCGGAAUCGGGAAGACCGUUUAUCAAGUGCAACGACGCCGGUGUUCGAAUCGCGGAGUGGCAGUGUGAGAAAAGUUUGCGUGAAUGGAUGGAUGAAAAGGAGUAUUCCAUUGAUGGACUCGUACAUGAUCAUGUGAUUGGUCCUGAUGUUGAGUUUUCUCCUCUGGUUUUUGUAAAGUUCACAUACUUCAAAUGUGGAGGACUCUCAGUUGGACUGAGUUGGGCUCACAUCCUUGGAGAUGCAUUUUCAGCUUUUAACUUCAUCACCAAAUGGAGUCACACACUAGAUGCUCAAGCUUCACCAAAAUCUUUUCAUAUACCAAAAAAUCUCACCAAACCUAAAUUCUUAUCAAAUUCUAUUUCUGAUUAUCCCAUUUCUGUUAAAAAGGCAACACUUGUUGACAACUAUUGGCUUCCUGCUAAUGACAGUUAUGUAGCUACUCACACUUUUUACAUCACUUCCAAACAACUUCACCAUUUGGCCACAACAUUCACAUCUACCAAAACCAGCACAAAAUAUUUUGAAAUUGUUUCAGCUAUGAUAUGGAAAAGUAUAGCACAAAUAAGAGGAGAUUUUGGACCUAGGGUUGUGACAGUAUCCACUACAAAUAUCUCUAACGGUGUUGAAAAUGAAUUUCCAUCAAAUGCUUUAUUGUUGAGCAGAAUUGAAACAAAAAUUUCACCCGGUGAAUCUAAUCUAUCAGAGUUAGUGAAUCUGAUAGCUGAGAAUAAAAUGAAUGAGAAUCAUGUAUUGGAAAAAUUGUUGGAAGGAAGUGAAGGAAAAGGAGAUUUUAUUGUGUAUGGUGCAAAAUUAACAUUUGUAGAUUUGGAAGAAGGUGAUUUUUAUGGUGUGAAGAUUAAUGGAAAGAAACCUAUAAUGGUAAACUGUGAUUUUCGUGGUGUAGGUGAUGAAGGGGUUGUAUUGGUUCUUCCUGGACCCGAAGAUGAUGAUGGUAAUAAUGGAAGAAUGGUAACAGUUUCACUGCCAGGAAAAGAACUCGACCAACUAAAAUGUAUACUAGAAAAGGAAUGGGGUAUACAAUAUUAUUCACGUCUUGGAUGAUGAUUUUAUGAACGUGUAAUGGGUCUAUGUUGGAAUUAUUAUUAAGUCCUACGCUUAUUUGUUUUUGUUUGGUACCUCUACACAUAUAUGUAUGAGGGUUUAGUAAAUUUAUCUAUUACAAAUAUUCAUGGUCUUAUUGUAAAAGUAAUGUGAUGUGGAAAUCAUUGAGGAAAGUAUUGUGUUAUGUAUAAUUUGAGUAUGGUAAGAUACUAAGAUUAAAUGGACAAAAUACAUGUAAUUUUUAUAAAAAAAAAUUAUUU